This is a messenger RNA of Panthera uncia (snow leopard), 2738 nucleotides long. RefSeq names its product acylaminoacyl-peptide hydrolase (gene APEH). NCBI's taxonomy places the organism in Eukaryota, Metazoa, Chordata, Mammalia, Carnivora, Felidae. The coding region runs from base 79 to 2277 and encodes 732 amino acids. Gene Ontology annotation, biological process: proteolysis. The transcript is spliced from 22 exons. The record is from RefSeq and is a predicted model, not a curated record. Gene Ontology annotation, molecular function: serine-type endopeptidase activity.
CUGGCUCCGCCCCCCGGAGCCUCACUUCCGGGCGCCAGCACUCACCGCCCCGUCCCGCCCCGGCGGCCGAGCGGUAUCAUGGAGCGCCAGGUGCUGCUGAACGAGCCCGAGGAGGCGGCGGCGCUGUACCGGGGUCUUAGCCGCCAACCCGCGCUGAGCGCCGCCUGCCUGGGCCCGGAUGUCACCACGCAGUACGGGGGCCGCUAUCGGACGGUGCACACCGAGUGGACACAGAGGGACUUGGAACGCAUGGAGAACAUCCGAUUUUGCCGCCAGUACCUGGUGUUCCACGACGGGGAUUCAGUGGUGUUCUCAGGGCCUGCAGGCAACAGUGUGGAGACCCGCGGGGAGCUGCUGAGCAGAGACUCUCCUUCAGGCGCCAUGAAAGCUGUGCUGCGCAAGGCUGGAGGCACGAGCCCUGGGGAGGAGAAGCAGUUCCUGGAGGUCUGGGAGAAGAACCGGAAGCUCAAGAGCUUCAACCUGUCGCUGCUGGAGAAACAUGGGCUUGUGUAUGAGGACGACUGCUUUGGCUGCCUGUCCUGGUCGCACUCGGAGACACACUUGUUGUACGUGGCAGAGAAGAAGCGCCCCAAGGCUGAGUCCUUCUUUCAGACAAAAGCCUUGGACAUCAGUGGCAGCGAUGAUGAAAUGGCCAGGCCGAAGAAGCCAGACCAGGCCAUCAAGGGGGAUCAGUUUGUGUUUUACGAAGACUGGGGAGAAAACAUGGUUUCCAAAAGCACUCCUGUGCUCUGCGUGCUGGAUGUUGAGAGCGGCAACAUCUCUGUGCUUGAGGGGGUCCCUGAGAGUGUGUCCCCUGGACAGGCAUUCUGGGCCCCUGGAGACACAGGUGUGGUGUUUGUAGGUUGGUGGCAUGAGCCCUUCAGGCUGGGCAUCCGCUUCUGCACGAAUCGCAGGUCAGCCCUUUACUACGUGGACCUCACCGGGGGUCAGUGUGAGCUUCUCUCAGAUGACUCUUUGGCUGUGUCCUCUCCCCGGCUGAGCCCAGACCAGUGUCGCGUCAUCUACCUGCAGUACCCAUCUCUGGUCCCCCAUCAUCAAUGUAGUCAGCUAUGUCUGUACGACUGGUAUACCAAGGUGACUUCAGUGGUGGUGGACGUCGUGCCUCGGCAGCUGGGAGAGGACUUCUCUGGGAUCUACUGCAGCCUUCUGCCUUUGGGAUGCUGGUCAGCUGACAGCCUGAGAGUGGUUUUUGACUCAGCUCAGCGUAGCCGGCAGGACCUGUUUGUUGUGGACACCCAGAUGGGCACUGUGACCUCCCUGACAGCUGGGGGGUCUGGUGGAAGCUGGAAGCUGCUGGCAAUUGACCGGGACCUCAUGGUGGCACAGUUCUCCACGCCCAGCCUGCCCCCAAGCCUGAAAGUUGGGUUCCUGCCUCCUGCAGGGAAGGAGCAGGCAGUAUUGUGGGUGUCCCUGGAGGAGGCUGAGCCUAUUCCGGACAUCUCCUGGGCCAUCCGGGUACUGCAGCCACCGCCAGAGCAAGAGAAUGUGCAGUAUGCCGGCCUUGACUUUGAAGCAAUCCUUCUACAGCCCAGCAACCCUCCAGAUAAGACCCAAGUGCCCAUGGUCGUCAUGCCCCAUGGGGGACCCCAUUCAUCCUUUGUCACUGCCUGGAUGCUGUUCCCAGCCAUGCUUUGCAAAAUGGGUUUUGCAGUACUCUUAGUGAAUUAUCGUGGCUCUACGGGUUUUGGCCAGGACAGCAUCCUCUCCCUUCCCGGCAACGUGGGCCACCAGGAUGUGAAGGAUGUCCAGUUUGCAGUAGAGCAGGUGCUCCAGGAGGAACACUUUGAUGCUGACCGAGUAGCUCUUAUGGGUGGUUCCCACGGUGGCUUCCUCUCCUGCCACUUGAUUGGUCAGUAUCCUGAGACCUACAGUGCCUGUGUAGUGAGGAACCCUGUGAUCAACAUUGCCUCCAUGAUGGGCUCCACUGACAUCCCUGACUGGUGCGUGGUGGAGGCUGGCUUCCCCUACCGCAGUGACUGCCUGCCAGACGUCAGCGUGUGGGCUGAGAUGCUGGACAAGUCACCCAUCAAGUAUACCCCUCAGGUGAAGACACCGCUACUACUGAUGCUAGGCCAGGAGGACCGGCGUGUGCCCUUCAAGCAAGGCAUGGAGUAUUACCGUGCCCUCAAGGCCCGGAACGUGCCUGUUCGGCUCCUGCUCUAUCCCAAAAGCACCCAUGCACUUUCAGAAGUGGAGGUGGAGUCAGACAGCUUCAUGAAUGCUGUGCUUUGGCUGCACACGCACUUGGGCAGCUGAAGCCAUGCCUCCCUGCAUGAGCUGGUUGGCAUAAACCACACUUUCCUCUUGGAGAGCCCCAGGGUCUGGCAGAUCGGCGAGAGGAUUCCUGGGCUCUGGACUCCAUGGAUGGGUGAGCUGAGGAAUGUAGGCUAUACAGUCAUAAUAAAUGAGGACACAGAAUCUGGUUCCUGCUGGUACUUUGUACCAAGCCAUCCCUAACUCCAGCCUCACCCUGGGGGUUCAGAGACCAUAGGCUCUGGGUGUGGUAACCUUAAGGACCUCACCUACCUCCAAUGUGAGAGGGAGGGGAUAGUGAGAGGCUCAGCUGCUGCCUGUCAGGGCCAACUGGGAUACUCCCAGGCUAGCUGUCUCUGCAGCAGCUCCUUCUGUUAGAAACUGCCCUACACCACCCUUCUCUUACCACCAAUUUGUCUAGGGAACUAGUGAGGCCCUGCUUUUCCACAGUGGCCACAGGCUAA